AUGCAAGGAAGAGCGAAGAAAAUCAUCGAAGACAGGAGGACCCAACAGCAUCAACUGAACCUCGACAGCCUUCAACUCAGGGGAGACGUAGCUGGCUUGACGCCGAUGUUCCGCACCUCACAACCCAUACCCCCUAUAGCGAAUUGCUUUGGCUGUAUUGCUCGCGAGGCGCAGGAACCGGUUGGUGGUCAGUCGCUGUGUCAGGUGUCGAGUGUCAGGAGCAGCGACGCGGUCAGCGGAGCGCAACCAAGUGUAUAUAGGCCGCGGCGACAAGCUUAUCCUAGGGUGCGAGGCAGAAGCGCUAGUCAGUCACACAUCUCCGUCAGCAGCGCCGGCAGUGGUGUCGCCAUGAACAAGUACUUCCCAGGGAUCGGCCGCAUCGAGUACCGGCCCGAUGCCGGACCCGAGGACACGCUGGUCUUCCGGCACUACAAUGCCAAAGAGACCGUGCACGGCCGGACUAUGGAAGAAUGGUUGAAGUUCUCCGUCUGCUACUUCAACACCUUCAGGUACUUGGGCUCGGACGACCACUACGGCGAGCGCACGCACCAGCGGUCCUGGGAGGAUGGCUCUCGCUCCCUCGACAACUACAAGCGCCGGAUGAUGGCCGCCUUCGAGUUCUUCCAGAAACUUCACGUCAAAUACUACUCGGUGAGCGACCGCGACAUGGCGCCGGAGGGAGAGAACUAUGACCAGACCAACACCUUCCUGGACGAAAUGGUGACGCUGGCGUGUGACCUGCAGAGGCAGACGGGCAUGAGGCCUCUGUACUACAGCGCUGACCUGUUUUCUCACCCUCGCUACAUGAACGGCGCUGGCUCCAACCCCGACGCCCACGUGUUCGCGUACGCCUGCGCCCAGGUCAAGCGCAGCAUGGACGCCGCCAAGCGCUUGAACGCCGAGAACUUCGUGUUCUUCAACCCCCGCGACGGCUACCAGAGCGUCCUGCAACGCCAGUUCUUCCGCGACAUGUCCCACAUGGCGCAGCUGUACCGCAUGGCGGCGCAGUACAGGGACAAGAUCGGCUUCAGGGGCCAGCUGCUGAUCCAGCCUAAGCCAGCCGACCCUCGCCGUCACCAGUACGAGUCCGACGCCAUGUCCACCAUGCACAUGCUGCGCCACUUCGGCCUCGACAAGCACUACAAGCUGUACAUCAAGCCCGCCUUCUCUCGCCUCACCAGCCGCCCCUACGAGCACGACGUCUACAUGGCCGCCGCUUACAACAUGCUGGGCUGCCUCGACGCCUCCGACAGCUGGCCAGAGUUCAACGCGACGUCAGACAUCUGCGCACAGGACAUGCGGGACGCGACGCUCGUCAUGAAGUGCGUGCUCGAGCAGGGCGGCCUGCAGCAGGGCGGCUUCACCCUGGGCGGCCGCGUCCGCCGCGAGUCCACCGAGCCCCGAGACCUGUUCCACGGCCACAUCAUGGCCAUGGACACCUUCGCCCGCGCCCUCAGGAACGCCGCCCGCAUGAUCUCCGACGGAUCCUUCAGCCGCAGCAUCCAGCAGCGUUACUCGUCUUACAAGUCUGGCUUCGGCGAGCGCGUGGAGAUGGGCAACAUGACCUUCGACGACUGCGAGGACUUUGUUCGCAAGAAUGGAGAACCUCUGCACCAGUCCAGCCGCCAUGAGCACUACGAGAACAUGUUCAACUACUACAUCAGUCCUCCUCGGCAUGAAGCCAUUCUUCUUCGCCGCCGCCUCUGCUACAUUCAUCACAACAGACUCUUUUCAUCGAGGUUCGGUUCUGCACCAAAGAUCUUUCACACGAGGCCAGCCGACUGCCCGACGGACGAAAGGGGAUCAGUAGCUCCUUCCACUCCCCUCGUCACAGGGGAUCUACGGAGAGCGCAGCAUCCGAAAGGGAGCAAACACCUUAAGUCUCUUGGAUGCAGAGAAUGA
Messenger RNA from Penaeus indicus, 1902 nucleotides. RefSeq names its product xylose isomerase-like. The transcript is spliced from 7 exons. NCBI's taxonomy places the organism in Eukaryota, Metazoa, Arthropoda, Malacostraca, Decapoda, Penaeidae. Gene Ontology annotation, molecular function: xylose isomerase activity. The record is from RefSeq and is a predicted model, not a curated record. Gene Ontology annotation, biological process: carbohydrate metabolic process. Bases 1 to 1902 code for a protein of 633 amino acids.